CACAAAAACAAAACAAGUUGAAUGAACUUGUUGGUCUGUCUGCAGGUUUCUCUCUGCAACCCACACAGCUCUUGGUCCCGUUCCUCUGCACUGCGAGGGAGAGAGGGAGCAAAGGGACGGCUUGAAGAGAUAGUUCCGUUGUGCUGUGUGUGCGUGUGUGGAGGAGUGUUCCGUAGGAUUAGAUCUUUUUGUUUUCUUUCUCUCUCUCCUUUUCUCUCCCUCUCUCCCUUGAACUCUUCCAGCCAGGCUUUAAAAGAAGAAGUUUCCCACGGCGACAGUCCCAUAGCCAUAGCCGACAUGUCCGGCGCGGCCACCAACAUGCGGGUCAAGCUGCCGGCGAUCUGCCUGGUCCUGCAGAUCAUCCUCAUCAUCCUCUUCGGCGUGCUGGUGCAGUACAACCACGACACAGACGCUAAGCUGUGGCACAAGGGCAACCAGUCCGACUACGAGAACGACUUCUACUAUCGCUACCCAAGUUUCCAGGAUGUGCACGUGAUGAUCUUCGUCGGCUUCGGCUUCCUGAUGACCUUCCUGCAGCGCUAUGGCUUCAGCAGCGUGGGCUUCAACUUCCUCAUCGCCGCCUUUUCUCUGCAAUGGGCCACGCUCAUGCAGGGCUUCUUCCACGGCUUUCACGGCGGCAAGAUCCACAUCGGAGUGGAGAGUAUGAUCAAUGCAGACUUCUGCACGGGUGCGGUGCUGAUCUCCUUCGGGGCGGUCUUGGGGAAGACUAGCCCGGUCCAGCUGCUUGUCAUGGCCAUGUUUGAGGUCACCCUGUUUGCUAUCAACGAGUAUAUCCUACUCAGCCUGCUGGGGGCCCGAGACGCCGGUGGCUCCAUGACCAUUCACACGUUCGGGGCGUACUUCGGUCUGGUGGUGACCCGGGUGCUGUACCGACCCAACCUCGACAAGAGCCAAAAAAGGAACUCCUCCGUCUACCACUCUGACCUGUUCGCCAUGAUCGGCACCCUCUUCCUGUGGAUGUUCUGGCCCAGCUUCAACUCUGCGGUGACGGCCCACGGGGACGACCAGCACCGCACCGCCAUGAACACCUACUACUCCCUGGCCUCGUGCACGCUGGCCACCUUCGGCAUGUCGGCCCUCACCGCGCAUGACGGCAAGCUCGACAUGGUCCACAUCCAAAACGCUGCCUUGGCUGGUGGCGUUGCCAUAGGAACCGCGGGUGAGAUGAUGCUGACACCGUUCGGCUCCAUGAUUGUGGGUUUCCUGGCGGGAAUCAUUUCCGUGCUCGGGUUCAAGUACCUGUCGCCGAUCCUGGAGAGUAAGCUGAAGAUUCAGGACACGUGUGGCGUUCAUAACCUCCACGGCAUGCCCGGGAUUCUGGGCGCCAUCGUCGGCGCUGUCACCGCUGCCGCCGCGACCACCGAGAUCUAUGGCGGCGGCAUGAAGGACGUUUUCCCCGAUGUGGCCAGUCAGGCGAGAGAUAGCUUCAAACAGGGUGGCCUCCAGGCCAUCUCCCUGCUGGUCACCCUGGGCAUGGCCCUCGUUGGGGGCCUCAUCGUUGGGUUCAUUCUGAAGCUGCCCAUCUACGGCUCUCCUUCAGACACCAUCUGCUAUGAAGACAGCAUCUACUGGGAGGUUCCUGGGGAGGAAGAGACACAUGAUGACCAGCUGACCACCGUGAGGGCCGAAGAAGUUGAGAAGCUCAAUAGUUAAACACACACACACACACACCCACACCCACACCCACACACACUCACACUCACACUCACACUCACACUCACACUCACACUCACACACACACACACACUGUAAGAGAUCUUAAUAUAUCCAAGCAACAUUCCUUGUAGAUUGUAUAAUGGGAUGUUGGUCAGGUUAUCUUUGAACGCACACGUAGACAUUUGUCCAUAUGUUGACAAUCUUCAAAUCACAAUACAGAAGUUGUAUCUAGAUACAAACUUGUUUAGCUAUGCAUGUUUUUCUUAUGUGUGCCUACUUGUAGAUACAGUUAAUGACGUGUUGGUGUGUUUCAUAUCGAGCAAUAACGAAACUCUAGGUUGUGAAGUGCAUCAUGGGUUUUGCGAACCUAUUUGUGCAGUGACAUUCAAGUGCCUUCUAUCUACCACUAGAGGUCGCCCUGCAGCUAUUUUACAUGGUGCGUCUGUUAAUAUGUGGUGAAGAGGAUGAUUUGCAGAGUCCCAUUUGGAAAUGUGAUGAUUAACUUGCUGACGAUUUCGAUAGUUGGCCGUAUUCCCUCAGCAUCACUCUUAUUUUAACUACAUUCCAUGAAACGGAUCUUGGCAAGAUUACUGGCAAGACUCAAGCCAAGUCAAAUUGGAUAGAGAAUAAAUGUUACCAAAGACGAAAAAGAUAAUACACAGUGGCCAGCAACUUCCCUUCAUUAGGUACGACCCUUUUCAUCAUUAAUUUUUAUAACGGAUACAAAAGUAUAUCCAAUUAAACACCUCAGGUGUAGUAAACAAAAAAAAAAUCAAAUUUGUAUGUUUCAAUGUAUUUUCUAAGCUAUUAGGUUUUUAUUGUUGUCCUCUAUGUAAUGUUCAUACUAUGGCCUGAAAAAAAAAAGACAAUUACAACCAUUGCUUACGUUUCUACAUGAUGUCAGACAUCAUCAAAUGUGAUUACUGUGAGUGUUUUGUAAUAAUCUAUUUUCGGUAGGCCUAUCUGUGGGGAGUCACAUAUUUUUUAAAGUUUGGGAAAAUGGAAAAAUAAAUGUUUAUAAACCAA
Molecule: messenger RNA, 2703 nt
Organism: Gadus macrocephalus (Pacific cod)
Lineage: Eukaryota; Metazoa; Chordata; Actinopteri; Gadiformes; Gadidae
Gene: rhbg
Product: Rh family B glycoprotein
Exons: 10
Coding region: 22-1674 (550 amino acids)
Biological process (GO): ammonium homeostasis; ammonium transmembrane transport
Cellular component (GO): plasma membrane
Molecular function (GO): ammonium channel activity
Source: RefSeq, a predicted model, not a curated record